This is a messenger RNA of Anolis carolinensis (green anole), 4263 nucleotides long. It is a transcript of the gene zbtb11, whose product is annotated as zinc finger and BTB domain containing 11. The transcript has 11 exons. NCBI's taxonomy places the organism in Eukaryota, Metazoa, Chordata, Lepidosauria, Squamata, Anolidae. Gene Ontology annotation, biological process: regulation of transcription by RNA polymerase II. Bases 364 to 3528 code for a protein of 1054 amino acids. The record is from RefSeq and is a predicted model, not a curated record. Gene Ontology annotation, cellular component: nucleoplasm. Gene Ontology annotation, molecular function: RNA polymerase II cis-regulatory region sequence-specific DNA binding; DNA-binding transcription repressor activity, RNA polymerase II-specific; protein binding.
UCUUCCCCCGACCUCACUUCCGGUUGUGUAGCAGCCAUUUUGUCUUUCCGUUGCUCCUUCCUCGCACCCGCCGCCGCCGCGAACCGCGGAACUCCAGUUCCACUUCUGGAUAUUAUAUACUGCUUUUUGAAUUUUUUUUAAAUCCCCGACAACUAAUUUGGGGUUUGCUUUUUUAUUUUCCUUUGGGGAAAUGGCUCUUUCUUUCCCUCCUUGAACACCUGUGACAGCAGGCAUUUCCUCCCCCCCCCCCCCCCCUUUCAUAUAUUCCCUCACUGAGGAAAAACUCGAACGGCCUUGACCUCUCAGUAGGCCUUAGGAGGAGGAAAGAGAGGAAGGCCUGUUAUUAUUGUCAUCCUCGUUAUCAUGUCGAGCGAGGAGAGCUACCUGGCCAUCUUGCGCUACCUGACCAACGAGCGGGAGCCCUACGCGCCGGGCACCGAGGGCAACGCCAAGCGCAAGAUCCGCAAGGCCGCGGCCUGCUACGUGGUGCGCGGAGGGGUCCUCUACUACCAGCGCCGCCAACGGGACCAGCAGCGAUUCGCCGAGCUCGAGGUGGUGCUGCAGGCCGAGCGGAGGGCCAGGCUCAUCCGAGCCGCGCACCUGGAGCCCGGAGGCGCCCACCGCACCCGCCUACAGACCUGGCAGCGCCUCUCCAGGAGGUUCUGGUGGAGAGGUAUUCUAAAGCAAGUUAAAGAUUACAUUAAAGAGUGUAGCAAAUGCCAGGAAAAACUGGAUCGCUCCAGAUCUUUAUCAGAUCCAUCUGAAAUGCUGGAAGAGCUAGGAUUAGAUGUGAUGUCUCAUGAAGACAGUAAUGAAACAGAUGAUGAAAUAAGUAACCCAGCACCGAUUCCAGCAGCAUCCCCAAAACCUGUGAAAAAGAAGCCAAUUGCUAAACACGAGCUUGUAUUUGUUGACAGUAAAGGUCUUGUGAAACAAAGUUCUCCAAAGCAUUGUCAGUCAGUGUUGAACCAGCUGAAUCAGCAGCGUCUUUCCAAUCAAUUUUGUGAUGUUACUUUGCUAAUUGAGGGAGAAGUACACAAAGCACACAAAUCUAUUUUGGCAGCCAACAGUGAAUACUUCAGAGAACUCUUCAUUGAAAAGGGAGCUGUUUCUAGUCACGAAGCUGUGGUGGAUCUUUCAGGAUUCCGUAAGGCCAGUUUUCUACCGUUGCUGGAAUUCGCUUAUACUUCAGAGUUAAUUUUUGAUUUCUGCAACAUGGCCGCCGUAGCUGAACUAGCUCAACAUCUCCUCAUGACAGAAGUCCUGGAAAUCUGUGAAAUUGUGCAUAAACAGAUGGAAGAUAAACAAAUCACAGUGUAUCAGAAAGGAGAUGUUCAAGUAGUAGAGGUAGCGCAGAAUCUUUUAGAAUCAAGUGAACAUGAAGAAACCCCUCUGGACAGAACAGAGCAGCCUUUUUCUAUAGAAGAGGCAGUAGCAACUGUGAAUGGAACAUAUUCAAGCAGUGAAAUGGAAGCAGAAGCCACGGCUGAGGCUGAGGCGCAAACUGCUUCAGAGGCUAUUGUGGAAGAUCCUCCAGAACCACCAGUGCAGUCUCCCAGGACAGAAACAACGGAAAGUGAAACAACUGAAAAUAAAGGAAAUGCUGAUGAAACAAUGGAAUGUACCACAGAUCAGAAUAUACCUAUAGUACAGCCCGAGCCUACAGCAGUGGACCAAGAAGUUAUCAGUACUCCAACAGAAUGUGAUCCUGAUGAAAAUGUAAACAAUGAACAAAUUAAAAAGGAUGAAGCCAACACACAAGCAGCUGAGAUUCCUGAAAUUUCUGAAGAAUCACAGGAAGGACUGAAAAAAAAACGUGGCAGGCCAUGUAAAAUGCAGAGUAUUUCACAAUCGCAGUUGGAGACCUCUAUUUCCAGUCAAGAUGACACUUACAAAAGCAAACUUCGCCAACGUUCUGUUACUGAAGGUGAUUAUAUCCGAUUGCACAAAGGUAUUGAGAAAAAGCUACAGAAUAGAAAGCCAGCCCCUAAAUCAGCCAUCCAGCAGGUUGCCAUGAAGUUAGUUCAAAGAGGCAGGAAGAUGAAGCAGCCCAAGAGAGACACCACAGAGCACAGUGAAAAAGAAGCUCAGCACAAAUGCCAUGAGUGUGGAGUGAUUUUUCAAAGACGUUAUGCUCUAAUAAUGCACACAUUGAAACACGAAAGGACGAAAAAUUAUAAGUGUCCACUAUGCAAAAAAGAGUUCCAGUAUGGGGCCUCACUGCGAGCUCACCUUGUUCGUCACACGCGAAAAAAUGAAGUGACUGUUGCAACUGCCAGUAUAGAAGAAAGUGGAGGAGCUGUGAAGGGCAGAACUAAGCGGGAGUUCAUCUGUGAUAUCUGUGGAAGAAGUUUGCCUAAACUCUACUCUUUGCGAAUCCAUAUGUUAAAACAUACAGGAGUAAAACCACAUGCAUGUAAGAUUUGUGGAAAGUCAUUUACUUAUAAACAUGGUUUAAAAAUGCACCUUGCACUCCAUGAGGCACAGAAGCAGUUUAAAUGUGAAUUGUGUGAUAAAUCCUUUGUCACAAAAAGAAGCCUUCAGGAGCAUAUAAGUAUUCACACAGGAGAGUCAAAAUAUAUUUGCUCACAGUGUGGAAAGCCUUUCUACAGAGCUUCAGGACUUAGUAAACACAUAAAGAAGCACCAGCCGAAACCAAACAUUCGUGGAUAUCAGUGUACCCAAUGUGAGAAAAGUUUCUAUGAACCUCGAGAUCUCAGGCAGCAUAUGAACAAGCAUCUUGGAGUAAAACCUUUCCAGUGUCAAUUCUGCGGGAAGUGCUAUAGUUGGAAGAAAGACUGGUAUUCCCAUGUAAAGUCCCAUUCUGUGACUGAUCCAUACAGGUGCAAUGUUUGUGGCAAAGAAUUCUAUGAGAAGGCUUUGUACAGAAGGCAUGUCAAGAAAGCCACGCACGGGAAGAAAGGGAGAGCAAAGCAAAAUUUGGAGCGUGUUUGCGAGCACUGUGGCAGAAAAUUCACUCAAUUGCGAGAAUACAGAAGACACAUGAAUAAUCAUGAGGGUGUUAAACCCUUUGAGUGCCUGACUUGUGGAGUGGCCUGGGCUGAUGCACGUUCUUUAAAGCGCCAUGUGAGAUCCCAUACAGGAGAGAGGCCCUAUGUGUGUCCCGUAUGCAACGAAGCCUACAUUGACGCUCGCACCUUAAGGAAACAUAUGACCAAAUUCCACCGGGAUUACGUACCUUGUAAAAUAAUGCUGGAAAAGGACACACUGCAGUUUCAUAACCAAGGGACACAAGUUGAACAUGCCAUCAGUAUUUUAACAUCUGAUGCAGCUGAACAAGAGGCAGAGGUUUGUAGUGAGGAUAUUGAGACUGUAGUAAUGACUGAAGAAACACUUGACACUGUUGCAGCUACUGAAGAGUGUACUACAGUUUCUACUCUUUCUGACCAAAGUAUUAUGCAGGUAGUCAAUUAUGUAUUGGCACAACAGGGACAGAAAAUGACUGAAGUUACAGAAGCUAUUCAGACUGUAGAAGUGGAGGUAGAACAUGUCUCCGAUCAGGACUAAAUACAAGCAUUUGUUAAUGCAGAAAAUAACGUAGGUGAAGCAGCAUGUGCAAUUUUCCAAGUAUUAAUGCUCUGACUGGAUGUUUACAGUAAUACAGUAAUUCCAGAACCAUCCCUUGAAUUUCUUGGAAGUUUUAGUACUAACUUCUAUUAAUUGCAAAGUAAAACCGAUGAAGCCGACAGAAUAAGCCAUGUAGACUUACAUGGAAACUACUGCAUCACUUGUAAUCUUGGUUAAAAAAUAAAGUCAUUUGUGUGCUAGUGGUAAGUAUGGUGUACUUCUUGUUUUCCUCUUCAAACAGUUUGCUUUUAUGCAAAUAUUCUGCUCUGUAGAAUGUUUUGGUAAUCCAAAGGAUAGGAAUGUGAUCCACAAAUUAAACUUUUAGCUAGGUGUUGGUAUACAAAGCAUUAUGUUCAUGAAGGUGCUCACAGGUCAGUAUGAUUAUGGCUCAUCUGUCAAACCUACAUAGCUUUUUGGGCACAAAUAUGAAUGAUGUAAAUCUGUUAUUUUCUUAUAUGUCAAGGCUUCUAUAAAACAAUGUCUGUAAUAUUCAAAAUGUAAUCAAGUUCAGAUGUUUGGUAGUUCUGACUAAUCAGUUACAGGCAGUAUUGUAAGGAAGCUGGCUAGUAUCAGUGACUUGUGUACAUUCUUGCACUGUUUUGUUUUUUGUACAUCCUGACAAUUAUUUCAAGGUAGUAUUUCUUGAGACACAAGUAAACAUGUAUGUAUACUUUA